UACGUGAUAAGGAGACUCUUAGUUACGAUUGCGACGUGAUUUCUUUUUCUCUAUGCAUGCCUUUAGCCAUUCAAAUUAGAGAAAAGGCAUCUUUAUUAUAUUUAUUACAAGAACUGAAUCACUCAGCAUAUAAUUACGAUAUAAAAAAUAUUCCAAGUAUUAAAGAUGUGUGGAAAUGGUUAUCGCCAUUUUUCAUUGAGAGCUUGACCAAUAAAAUGAUUGAUGCUUCUCUCAAUGAACCUACGCUAAUGAUUGAUAUACAAAUGACAUAUUUAUUGGAAGAAGAAGAAUGUAAAGCGUUAUUUGACGAUUACACACGAAUUGUUAGAGAUAUUAAUCUCAAAUCCAAAACAAGCUCUGUUUCUAAAAAAGUACUGGAUUCAUUAUUAAAUACAAUUGAAGAUGACAUAUUCAAGCGAAUCUAUUCCAUUCCACCAGAAAAACCAGUCAAAUUUAUAAAUAUUGCAAAUAUUACAUACAAACAAAGUAGUAUUUUUAUUGGAGGAAGAUAUAUCAAGCUGUCACGCCGCCUGUGCCAAACUCCUUGGCUUAUUGAAGGUGAAUUCAAAUUAAAAAAUUCCGUUCAAGAGUUAGUAUGUUCACGUAUCAUUGAAUCCACUCAGAGUGAUUCAUCAAAAUUUUUAUCAUCGGGAAGAGAAGAUGUAGAUGUCAGAAUGUUAGGAACUGGAAGACCAUUUGCCGUGGAACUUGUUAAUCCGAAGGUUACCAAACUAUCACAGAACCAACUAAGUGAUUUAUAUUAUUCUAUCAAUAAUAGUGUUGAUGUUAUUCAAAUACAAGAAAAUUUAAAAAUUCUAAAGAAGAGUAAUCUACGAAGGUUAAAAGAAGGGGAGGAAAUGAAAAUAAAAACAUAUCGAGCACUUUGUAUUUCUGAACGGAAAAUUGAUGUUAAUGUAACUAAAAAAUUGGAAUGCAUUCGAAAUUUAAUAAUUAUUCAAAAUACGCCCUUAAGGGUUCUUCAUAGACGGGCUUUAUCUCCAAGAAAACGCAUUAUACACGAAAUACGAGGGCGACAUCUUACUGAAUCAGAGAUAAAAAAUUUUCGCAAGAAACUAUAUCACAUACCUGAAAAUUUAACAUUCUUAUUGCUUGAUAUAAAAUCACAAGCUGGAACAUAUAUUAAAGAAUUUAUUCAUGGGGAUUUCGGAAGGUCGUUUCCUAAUCUUUGUACUAUUCUUGGUCAUAAAAUCGACAUAAUAGCCUUAGACGUGAUGGACAUUGAUUUAGAAUGGCCUUAAAUUACACUUAUUAAUAAAU
This is a messenger RNA of Phymastichus coffea, 1278 nucleotides long. It is a transcript of the gene Pus10, whose product is annotated as tRNA pseudouridine synthase Pus10. The record is from RefSeq and is a predicted model, not a curated record. Gene Ontology annotation, molecular function: pseudouridine synthase activity; RNA binding. The transcript is spliced from 4 exons. Bases 57 to 1259 code for a protein of 400 amino acids. Gene Ontology annotation, biological process: tRNA pseudouridine synthesis. NCBI's taxonomy places the organism in Eukaryota, Metazoa, Arthropoda, Insecta, Hymenoptera, Eulophidae.